Molecule: messenger RNA, 792 nt
Organism: Cordyceps militaris CM01
Lineage: Eukaryota; Fungi; Ascomycota; Sordariomycetes; Hypocreales; Cordycipitaceae
Product: HD family hydrolase, putative
Exons: 3
Coding region: 1-792 (263 amino acids)
Cellular component (GO): cytoplasm
Molecular function (GO): 5'-deoxynucleotidase activity
Source: RefSeq, a predicted model, not a curated record
AUGGGCUCGCAUCCGGUACCAUCAGAAACUGACCGGGAGGAUAUCGCCAAUCUCGGCUUCACCCCCAUGAUCAAGGUCGACGAGCCGUGGACGGUCGAAAAGGUGGUCCAGAAACUACCCGGCGAUGCGCCCGUCGAGGGCUCCAGCUCGCCCAUUGCCUUUUUCCACAUGCUCGAGCGCCUCAAGACGACCAAGCGGGAAGGCUGGCGCCGCUUCGGCGUCGAACGGGGCGAGUCCAUUGCCGACCACAUGUACCGCAUGUCGCUCAUCUCCAUGUUCGCGCCGCCGUCGCUCGCGCCGCGGCUGGACCUCCCCAAGUGCAUCAAGAUGUGUCUGAUCCACGACAUGGCCGAGCUGCUCGUCGGCGACAUCACGCCCGUCGACGGCGUCCCCAAGCCCGAGAAGAGCCGCCGCGAGGCCUCUGCCAUGGACUACCUGGCGGGCGACCUGCUGCGCGGCGUCCCCGGCGGCGCCACGGGCGCCGAGAUCCGCGCCAUCUGGCAGGAGUACGAGGACGCCCAGACGCUCGACAGCCACUACGUGCACGACGUCGACAAGAUGGAGCUGCUGCUGCAGAUGAUGGAGUAUGAGCGCCGCAGCCGCGGCCGUCUCAACCUCUGCGAGUUCGCCUACGUCGCCGGCAAGAUGACCCUGCCCGAGACGCGCGCCUGGGCCGACGAGGUCAUUGCCGAGCGCGAGGCGUUUUGGUUAACCCAGGAACACGCCCACGGCGACAAGGGCCUCGACGAGACGCGCACCAAGCAGCAGGACGACUACUACCAGCGCGACUAG